CUCUCUUGGCCUUUAGAACUCUCUGGAACCCCUUAUUGUGCUCCUGGCGGUAUAAUACUCCUCUCUUUCUGUCCCUGUCUCCCUCCGCCACAUCUCCGCCGUAUCCGAGGCGAUCUCAUCAGGCCCCGUUGCCCUAAUCCCUGCACGGAGCCAAGCCGCCGUCAUGGACGAAGAGGACUUCGAUCUUCCGGGCGGCGAGGAGGAGGCCGCGAUGAUGGACCCGCCCGACGAUGGCCCCGCCCUCAAGGUCGGCGAGGAGAAGGAGGUCGGAAAGCAGGGGCUCAAGAAGAAGCUCGUCAAGGAGGGGUCCGGGUGGGAGACGCCCGAGGUGGGAGAUGAAGUCGAAGUGCACUACACUGGGACUCUGCUCGACGGGACCAAGUUCGAUUCGAGCCGUGAUCGGGGGACGGCGUUCAAAUUCAAGCUCGGCCAAGGACAAGUCAUAAAGGGAUGGGAUCAAGGUAUUAAAACUAUGAAGAAGGGUGAAAAUGCCAUCUUUACCAUCCCUCCAGAGCUGGCUUAUGGUCAAUCUGGUUCUCCUCCCACUAUCCCACCCAAUGCCACUCUCCAAUUUGAUGUGGAGUUACUGUCAUGGUGUAGUGUGAAGGACAUAUGCAAAGACGGAGGCAUAUUUAAGAAGAUCCUGAAGGAAGGGGAGAAGUGGGAGAACCCAAAAGAUCUCGAUGAAGUUCUUGUGACAUACGAAGCCCGGCUUGAGGAUGGAACUGUGAUCUCAAAAUCAGAGGGAGUAGAGUUUACUGUUAAAAAUGGUUUCUUCUGUCCUGCAUUGGCUAAAGCUGUGAAAACCAUGAAGAAGGCUGAAAGGGUGCUCCUUACUGUGAAACCACAAUAUGCAUUUGGCGGAAAAGGUAGACCGGCUUCUGGUGAUGAGGGUGCUGUGCCACCAAAUGCCACUCUCUGUAUUGAGCUUGAAUUAAUAUCAUGGAAGACUGUUACCGAGAUAGGGGAUGACAGAAAGAUCAUUAAGAAGACUCUCAAGGAAGGAGAAGGUUACCAAAAGCCAAAUGAAGGAGCGGUUGUGACAGUGAAGUUGAUUGGUAAGCUACAAGAUGGGACAGUCUUUGUGAAGAAGGGUCAUGAUGAGCAGGAGCCAUUUGAGUUCAAGACCGAUGAAGAACAAGUCAUCGAGGGUCUUGACCGAGCAGUGAUGAGUAUGAAGAAAGGAGAGAUUGCUUUGGUAACUAUUCCACCAGAAUAUGCAUUCUCAUUCACCGAGUCGAAGCAGGAACUUGCUGUGGUUCCUGCCAACUCCACUGUCAUAUAUGAAGUUGAGCUUGUAUCAUUUGUAAAGGAGAAAGAAUCAUGGGACAUGAACACCGCAGAGAAGAUUGAAGCUGCUGGUAAGAAAAAAGAAGAGGGAAAUGCAUUGUUUAAAUUGGGCAAAUAUGCUAGAGCUUCCAAGAGAUACGAAAAGGGUGCCAAGUUCAUCGAGUAUGAUAACUCAUUUAGUGAAGAUGAAAAGAAGCAAUCCAGGGCAUUAAAAGCCAUAUGCAAUCUCAAUAAUGCAGCCUGCAAAUUGAAGUUCAAAGACUACAAAGAGGCAGAGAAGCUUUGCUCCAAGGUGCUGGAGGUUGACAGCAGAAAUGUAAAGGCCCUGUAUAGGAGAGCCCAAGCUUAUAUUCAGCUUGCUGAUUUGGAUCUUGCAGAGUUGGACAUCAAGAAAGCACUUGAAAUUGAUCCGGACAACAGGGAUGUGAAAUUGGAAUAUAAAAGUUUGAAGGAGAAGAUGAGGGAAUACAACAAGAAAGAUGCCAAGUUUUAUGGCAACAUAUUUGCCAAAAUGAGCAAAUGAGAGAUGACCGAAGCCACUAAAACUGGAAGCUAGGCAGUACCUGAGCGGGCAAUGGACAGAUGGAGCCUACGAGAGGUUGAUGAGAUUCGAGAUGAAUAGCUCUUUCCUUGGUCUUCUUUUGUUAAUCGUGGCAUCUUUGGAGUCGGUUUGCAUGGGGAUGGUAGGUAGUUAAUGUGAUCCACCUAUUAUGCAGAGGUUGGUGACAUGUUAAAGGUCUAAAACGAAAACUAUUAGUUGUGUUGGUGUGUCUCAAUAUCCCACGCACCUAAAAUUAAAUCUAUUUGGUCCAA
Musa acuminata AAA Group (dessert banana) is the source of this 2103-nucleotide messenger RNA. RefSeq names its product 70 kDa peptidyl-prolyl isomerase. The transcript has 13 exons. The record is from RefSeq and is a predicted model, not a curated record. Gene Ontology annotation, molecular function: peptidyl-prolyl cis-trans isomerase activity; protein binding. NCBI's taxonomy places the organism in Eukaryota, Viridiplantae, Streptophyta, Magnoliopsida, Zingiberales, Musaceae. The coding region runs from base 164 to 1813 and encodes 549 amino acids.